AUGGGAUGGUGGUCCGAAGCACGCAUGAGGCUCGGAGACCCGGAUGUCAACUAUGAAAAUAUUGACUAUUCGACUGCAGAGACAUACGAGCCUACUGUGCGGUUCUCCAAGUUGGCUCUUGGUGUUCAACAGUUUGCCACAGCCCAGUUUGAGGCUACUCUUGGGCCCAAGGACUCUGGAUACCAGAUGAAGUGGGGAAGUGGUGCGUACGAAGACACAGUAUUUGACGCCAAUCAGAUGAGAAUUGUACUCUACGAUACCGCAGAGUCUCGAGCUUGGUUCGCGAAUGGCGCCGAAGUCAUUUUGCACAUGAUUCGGACACGCAACAAGUAG
Colletotrichum chrysophilum is the source of this 333-nucleotide messenger RNA. RefSeq lists its product as uncharacterized. The record is from RefSeq and is a predicted model, not a curated record. Bases 1 to 333 code for a protein of 110 amino acids. NCBI's taxonomy places the organism in Eukaryota, Fungi, Ascomycota, Sordariomycetes, Glomerellales, Glomerellaceae. The transcript has 2 exons.